CUACUAUCUGGCAUCGCUGUUUCCUGCCUGCAGAUAACAGGACUUCCAAGUGGCGAAGCUAAGAAUCGUGCCUAUUCGCUGGUUUACGGGAAACCAAACGGUUCUCCUCAAGUUCCAUUCCAUCACCGUGUGCCAGGUUCGUGCUGUGAUGAUAUCGGACAGUUCAUUUCGUUGAAUUCAAGCGCUUAAAAAUGAAUUCAGUUUUCCGUCAAUGACAGCUCAUUGUUUUGAUGUGAGUUCUUCGUUCAGCUGCCACGGAAAACCAUGGAAUCACUGGUUCAAGAUUUAAACAUUCCACGGCGUCAAAUCCGUGAAACACGCUGCCCCCAUCGGUUCCAGCUGCUAGUACAUAAAUCAUGGCUGAAAACUGUUUCGCAAGCAGGAAGAAUUCCCAACGAAUUUCCCGUCUGUUCUAUGGAAGCACUGGAAUGGCCCCCGGUUGGGCCAAGCAGCGCUUGGUCACGGGUUUAUGUUGGGGUUCACAAAAAGCAACCGACCAGGGUGAUCCCAUUGCCACGCAACAAAUUUCUUACCAACCUCACGAGUGGUGAUACGAACGCGUUUGAAAAUGAAGACCCACUUCAUUAUUCCCAGCUGCUUCAGUAUGUCUCCCAAACCAACAACAAAAGCCUCUGGAAAGCCGCCUAUCGAAAGUAUGUAGGUUCGCGUCCCGAAUCGAGAAAAUCAUCGUCGGCAAUGCAAAAGUUUGACAGUAAUAUCAACAGUACAAAGAAACAACAACAACAACAGCAGCAGGAUAAUAUUAGCAACAUAUCAGCGGCGUUGCUUCCGCAUGAUUUGGUCCUACGGGAGGCACUCAUACGAACCUACGGUUGUCGCAUCGUACGUUUGGAUGCCGAAACCGGUGAUGAGUAUCAGCCCGCGCAAGGCCCAGUCAGUGUUACUCAGGGACAUGCCAAUCUCUAUCCGGCUCUGGUGGCCAUCGAGACCAACCUGAAUUUGUAUGUGAUUUUCGAUUCUUUCCUGGAAAACAGCCUGCUGGAUUGCGUCACCUACAGUCCGGCCAUCCUAGAGAAAUCGCACAACAAACUAUUGUUUUUGGUGUACCAAUUGUUGAAUUUGAUGAAGUCACUGCACGAUCGGGGAUUGAACAUGGGCAAUCUGAGUCUGGGUGAUUGUUUUCUCACCGAGAACCUGUGGCUGCAGGUAAUGCCGGAUCUCGAGGCCAAUCUGGUUGAACUGAAUGAUGAUACAAAACGACAGCUCGAUGAGCUCGGCUCUCAGCGGUUGGUGCUGAGCAGAGAGUCCAAAGUCCGGCUGAUGAAGGGACUGGACUUGAAGUACUCACUGAAAGAUUGGUGCGAAAUGUGGUGCCACGGGCAGUUGUCAAACUUUGACUACCUCACGAUACUGAACAACCUGGCCGGCAGGAGAAUCGGAUGCCCGGAACAUCAUCACAUCAUGCCAUGGGUUACGGAUUUUUCCACCAGGAACGGUCAGAUUUGGAGGGAUCUGAAAAAAUCCAAGUACCGUCUGAAUAAGGGUGAUGCGCAGUUGGAUUUGACGUUUCAACCAGCGCUCGGAACGGACGGAACGGUGCCCCACCACGUGUCGGACGUGCUUUCGGAGAUUACCUACUACGUGUACAUGGCCCGGAGGACUCCGAAAUCGGUUCUGUGCAAAUACAUUCGACCGAUUUGGGUGCCUGCGGAAUAUCCGAUCUCGAUACAGCGCCUUCAGGAGUGGACUCCGGAUGAGUGCAUCCCGGAGUUUUUCACUGAUCCGUUGGUUUUCAAAAGUAUUCACGAAGAUCUACCGGAUCUGGAGGUGCCUAUUUGGGCUACGUGUCCGGAAGAUUUUAUCGCCAAACAUCGGGAAGCGUUGGAAAGUCAGUAUGUUUCGGAGAAGCUGCACCACUGGAUUGAUCUUACGUUCGGGUACAAACUGACCGGUUCAUCGGCGAUUAAAUCGAAAAAUGUCUGCCUUUCGUUGGUGGACAAACAUCAGAAUCUCUGUCAGCGGGGUGUGGUGCAACUUUUUACCAAUCCUCAUCCGACCCGACAGUUCGUUACGAUCUGGAAUGGGAAAACACCGCCCCGAUUGAACACCCAUCAAGAAUCUCAUCAUCGGUUGACCCGAAGCUCGGAGGAUUUGUCCCACCAGGGCUCGGGCAGUGAGUCCGGGUUCUACCCGGAGUAUACUUCGUCGCCACAGAGUCGAUAUUCUUCGCAGAAUUUGAACAGUUUCAGCAGCGGUUAUAAAUCGGAAUCGAUGGAACGAUCCACCAGCUAUCACAUCAGUGUUCAACCGCGAGUUCCUUCGGUGGUGGUUCUUCCGAAAAACUAUAAUCCGAUAGCUCAACUGAAUGCAGUGGAAAAUUUGGGACUGUUUGUGGCGAAAACCUUUCACUCAUCCCCGGCCGUCCCGUCGAGAGAAUCGCUGGGCAAACACAAUUCCGUGGAUGAUGAUUUCGAACUGUGGAACGUCAGCACGGGCAGCAGUUACGAGCGGGAGCUAAGCUACGAAAGUAACUCCUUCACCAAUCGAUUGUUUUCCGAAGCGUACGAAGCUUCGCUGCUGAAAGAUAAGAAAAUGUUUCAGAAUCUUCGCUUUCAAAGUCUGCAGCAGCACGUCAACUCCAAACAGACCUUCAAACAGCUGGUGCUGGACGUCCGUACCGUGGAUCUUAAGGUUUUGGGAUGUUUGAUCGUGGAAUUGUUCUUCGCGGCCAAACUGAGACCCCACGGCAGCUGUCUGCCGCAGGAUUUCGAAAGUCGGUUGGAGGCCUGCGUGAAAUUGGUGAAAACUAGUUUAAAAUCUUUACCGGUUUGUAUUCAUUACGCAGUGAAACUUCUGCUGGGCAUUGAUCUCACCGAAUCGGAAAGGACAGUCACGGAAAAAGGUUUACCGCAACCUUCGGCCCAUCAAUUUCUUCAGCCGUUGCUUGCCAAUCUGUUGAUUCCUUUUCCUCUGCAGUAUCUGCGCGUUUACCAGGCCAUCAAAGCUCUGUCCCACUUCGAUGAGUGCACGCACCAGCUGGAUCUGUACACUUUCUUCGAGUGUGACGGCAAGAACUGCUCCCGAUUCGUCAAUCUCGACAAAAUCCGAAUCGACUUCCGGCGAAAGAUAGCCGAGUGCAAAGUGAACGCCUGCGUCGCUCUGACCGACGGUCUGUUGGAACCCCGUGGUCAAGAUCAGUACUCGAUGGUGGAAAUUUUGCUGCCUCACUUCGUCGAACUGAUCCAAUCGGAUGACACUUCAAUUCUAGCAGCCUGGAAUCUGUUUGACGCGAUCUCCACUGCCCUGGGUUUGAAAGGUACCCAACAGUAUCUGCUGCAGCCGAUUCUUCUGCUGUACGAAUCCGAUGAUGCCGAAAUCCGAAUUACCCAGCAGAUGCCGCAGUUUCCCAGUAAGGAUCAAGCUACCCUGAAAUUCACCCGAAACACCUCCUUCAAAUCCCGCAAAUCGGUGAAACUUUACCAUCACAGCUUUCUGCUGAAGUUGAUAGUUCGCUUCGGACUGCGAUGUUUCCUGGAGAACUUCAUCGCACCGCUGGUCGAAGCCGUGGGAGGUUACAAGGAUGCGGAUUUAAAUCAACCUUACCACUUCCACGAAAACCUAACGCCGGGUGACUUCAAACGAUCGCGAUCGUAUCGAAAUUUUAAGCUGAAAAGUGACAGCAGUGCAGAUGGAACGGGAAUCGGACAUGAUACGGAGUCGGCUUCGAUUUCUAACACGCUGGUUUCACCGGAUGCCUCGGAUAAGACCCUUUCGCCGACGACAGCCCAGAAUCUACCACUGGAUGAUGCAGGAUCGGUCGGUGAGGAAGACGUCGAAGAAAUGUUCACCUUCGAUGACGAACAACAACCGGCGGCGACGACGACGACGACGUCGGCAGCACGGAUAUCGAGGAAGAAAUACAUGACGGACCUUUCCGUGGGAGCGGAUGAAUUCAGUGAUAGCGAGGUGGAGACGGCCAUGAAAAAAAUCAUCGACGAUUUCGACAUGAAAGCGGAUGUCAGUAGUUUUGAUCUACCGCUGAAUCACUCGCAAGCGGAGGAAGCUAUUGAGGACACCUUGGAAGAGGAAUCCGGCGAGAAUAGCGUCCUCGAACAAGUCAAUCUUUCGGUGGUCAUGACGGAUCCGGAGGAUCCCCAAGAUCCCAAAUCUCCAACCAUUCCGAUUCCGUCGUCUUUCCGACGAAGCAUCGAACUCAACUCGAUCGGAUGUGAAAUCGGAAGCAAAAAGAGCAUCGACUCGUUGGAAUUCAUUUGUCGGACACCGCGGGAUGAGAAGACCGAUAAUGGCGAAAAACGGAAUGCCACGAAUUCCGCCCAGAAUUCCUCCAAGACAGCUGAACCCACGAAAACCAGAUCCACUCGUAUAUCGGAAAUGAGUUCGGAAAGUCUAAUCUGGCUAUCGCAUCGGCUGGGUCCCGUACUAACGGCGCGCUACCUAACCAGGAAUCUACUGAAGAUGCUUACUCUCUGCUACGUUGGAUCGGAAAAUUUGGUUCCCAGUGAAGUGCACUGCAGUAGUCAUCCCGCCGGAAAUCUGAAUUACUUCACCGUUGCCAAUGGAUGCGUCACAGGAGAUGAAGCUGCUCAACGGGUUCUUGAAUGUCUUACGUCAAUCUCUGCCCUGUUCGGUGAUCAGUUCAUUCUUCUGCAGUACUUCCCCCAUGCCAGUGAGUUGAUAGCUCUCUGUCGAAAGAAAAUGACUCCGACCCUGGAAGGUGGUCUGAUCAGUUCCCUGCAGCUCGUGAAAUGUCUAAUUCCUUAUCUGAACGACACAACCGUGAUGGAUCAGGUGCAGGACUUCCUACUUCGCUCGAUCAUUCAUCCGAUCAUUCGUCUACUGGAAUCCACCAAGUUCGUAAUGCCCAGUGGCUUCCUGGCUCGCUCCGUUCUGGCCCGUAAACUCAUCGACACUCUCUACGUUCUUUCGAUCCGCAUCGGACGCGAAAUGACCCGGGAACAUAUCUGCGUGCCGGCACUGCAGCGGUUUUUCCUUAUUUUCGACAAAGCCUACGGUCACAACGAGUACCUCCGGGAGCUGAAGGCACCGCAGGAAUCCAGUCCGUCCAGUUCGGGAACGGAUGAUUCGCACUACAUAGAAUUCCGUCGUGACGGAGGAGUACGCGAACUUUCCGUCCGUGGGCAGGACAUUCGUCAGGUUCACAUCAAAGGUCAAGAACCGUUGGAUAGCUACACUCCACCGAGUGCCCUUGAUCUUACUCUGCCCGCUUCCAGUGAGCCGAACGUUGUCCCCAUCCAAGGAUCCGUACGAUGCAAAGCCAUCGAAGAAAUACGUGACGUUUUCACGCCCAAUCUUGCCUACUGUUGCUUCGUCCCAUUCCUGAACUACCUCGGACAGUACGAAAUUUCACAGACGGUGAAAAACAUGUCCCUCAUUUUGAAUCUCUGCCACGAUCACGAACAACCCAACUAUCCGAUCACGAAUCACCUCAAACGUUCGGACUCCGAUCCGCGGGAUGAAGAAAGUCAACUGGACUCGCUGAAUUGCUCCAACAGCUUCGGAUCCAACAUAGUCGGCAAUCGGAUCGAGGUCCGUAACGACACCAACAAAAUCGAACUGGAACAGAAGGAACUGCUCGGAAUGGUGACCUACCGGUUGGAACAGGUCAACAGUUCGAGAAACCUCCGUGGAAAUUGGUUGGCUUACUGGGAACAUGAAAUCGGUCGCUCGGAAAAAGAUUAUCGGUUCAAUUUGAAACAAAUCAAACUGCAAACCUACAGUGGCCACAGCAAUUCCGUCAAGGCGAUAUUGGCUCUGGACAAUGAGAACAGUUUCAUAUCCGGAUCCAAGGACAAAACGGUCAAACUUUGGUCUUUGCGGAGCGAAGGCGACGGAAGUAAGAUUUCAUCCUGUCAAUUCACGUACACGAACCACCGCAAGUCGGUACAUUCGCUGGCGUUUUUGGAGUCCUUGAGACUCACAAUCUCCUGCGACUCGGGCGUUCAUCUUUGGGAUCCCUUCGUGGGUUCCCAAAUCAGUCAACUGGACGUACCGCGGUACACUCCGGUUUCGCUGGUGAGAACAUUCCCUUCGCCAAGCUGUCUGGUGCUGGCCGGAACCGCGGACAGCUGCGUCAAAACGAUCGAUGCCCGUACCUUCUGCUAUUGUCACGAGUGGCGCGUGUCCAAUGUACCGGUCGGUUCGGUACGAACCAUGGCCGUCGCUCCGAGCGGUACGUGGAUCGCCGUCGGACUCAGUUCGGGUCACAUUACGGUGCUGGAUAGCCGUACGGGAUUUAUUAUUUCCUCUUGGCGGGCAAACGAUAGCGAUCUGUUGCAACUGCUGGCACCGAACGAAAACCAGCUGGUCAGCACCAGCUUGGAUUAUUCCGUGAGUGUGUGGAAUCCAAAUACGGGCAAUCUACAAUACAAUAUGAAAAACCGUCCCGAGCCGGUUCACUGUCUGGCCAGCAACGGUCCGGAGUUGAUUAUCGGCACACCAACGAACCGGAUUGGCGUGUACGGUUCCGUCAGUGCCGACACAACCUGUUCAUUCACGAAACUUCGAUCGGAAACGUUCAAGGGAGUGUUGACCAGUUUCGCACUGCUACCACUCAAUCGGAUGCUGCUGGUCGGUGGGGACAAUGGCAAUAUCAGUUUACUUUGCUAGGUGGUGGGUGUGUGGUUUUUAGUAGCAUUUCACAACAACCUAAGAGCGAAUAUACGUUUGAGCACAUUCCUUACUCGAUUCAUUCGCCGAGAGCACCGGAAAGCUCUGUUCAAUGCAUUCCACUUUCCGGUGCACAAAAAUCCGUAUAUUAUACAGUCUAUAGUGAAAUCUCAGUAAGUAUUAUCGAAUAUUGUGAAUUUUCAUACCAAAUUAUUAGGUAUUUAAGAACCUUUGAUUAUUACAAAGAAAAACGAUA
This is a messenger RNA of Malaya genurostris, 6865 nucleotides long. RefSeq names its product WD repeat-containing protein 81 (gene Wdr81). The record is from RefSeq and is a predicted model, not a curated record. Gene Ontology annotation, biological process: aggrephagy. Gene Ontology annotation, molecular function: phosphatidylinositol 3-kinase regulator activity; protein binding. The transcript has 5 exons. Bases 265 to 6609 code for a protein of 2114 amino acids. Lineage: Eukaryota; Metazoa; Arthropoda; Insecta; Diptera; Culicidae. Gene Ontology annotation, cellular component: mitochondrion.